Messenger RNA from Lactuca virosa, 882 nucleotides. Lineage: Eukaryota; Viridiplantae; Streptophyta; Magnoliopsida; Asterales; Asteraceae. The record is from the annotation of a GenBank genome assembly.
AUGAGUGCGAACCAGAGAGUGAGGCUGAGCACGUCCAUUAGCGGUGGUUCCGGUUCACACGAAUCGGAUUUUUUUAACGAGAGAGUGCUUCUGUUAGUUAUGGAAUCAAUGAAAUGGGACGUUCAGGUGCUUUGCCGGACGGCGUCAGUGUGCCGGAGACUCCGCGCCAUGGCGAAGCGGUUGUUAUGGCGGGAGCUCUGUUUGUUCCGUGCGCCGAGGAUAACGGAGACACUAUCGAACGGUGUUCACAGUAGCCGGAUGGGCGGCGGUUGGCCGGCGUUAGCUAAGCUGCUGUUUUUUUGCGGCGAUUGCGAGUCUAGUCGGAAUUUUGUAUUGAGCCGGCCAAAACCGGGGCACUUUGUUACAGAGACCCGGUUCUCGAAAACGUCCGGUCGGAGCUUCUUGAUGAAACGGUGUCGUGGGGACUUGUUGUUUGUGAGCGACCCCUGUGAACACCGGGUUGGUGAUCAAGAAGAUGACUUGGGUGUUUUCCGAGGGGUAUUCCGGGGAUUUCGCGAGUCGAGGACACGUGCUUGUUUGAUAGCGAGACAGGCGGCGUUAGAGGAGCGGGAGAGGUGCCCUUAUUGUGGGGCCCGUGUUUGGAGUAUGACCACAGCCGGCUUAGUUCCUAGAAAUGCAGCUAAGCGGCUCGGCUCACACGACGGCGCACUUGAGUAUUUUGUGUGUGUGAACGGACACCUUCAUGGCACGUGCUGGUUAGCACCGUUGUCAUCUGAUGAAGGAUUGAACGGUGAGGAUGAAGAAGAGUAUGCAAUGGACGGUAGUGAUGGUACCGGAAAUAGUUCUGGUGGGGUCACGGAUGGAUAUUAUGAUGAUCCGACGGUCACCACCAAUGGUUUUGGAGAUAACGGUUUUAUUUGA